AUGCCGAGCACCUCUGGUGCUGCUGAGCCGCUAACAAAAGAUUUCGAUAUUUCACAGUACGGCGAGGACUUGACGGAGAAAGCAGCAAAGGGAAAGCUACAGCCUGUAGUAGGCAGAGAAGAAGAAAUAGAUAGGAUCGCACAGUAUUGUUGUCGCUUUCUUGGUGAUGUUGCGCUGAUCAUGAUGCUCAUGCCACCUGAGGAGUUGAAAAAGCUGCAGGACGAAUUGGCGGAGCUCGAGGCGCUGACUGCGGACGGCCGUCGCCUUGUGCUGGAGCUGCAAGAUAUAGCUCACAUAAUACAUCUGUGGACGGGCAUCCCCCUCGGCAAGAUGACAGAAGAUGAAGUUUCUCGAGUGCUGCGGCUAGCUGAUAUUCUUUCGCUGAGAGUAAUAGGACAAAACCAAGCAGUGAAAGCAGUAGCAGAUGCCCUGGCGAUACAGCGCGCUGGGCUCAACCCAAAGAACAAGCCCCUCGGUACCUUCAUGUUUCUCGGUUCUUCAGGUGUAGGAAAGACGGAGUUAGCUAAAGCCGUGGCAGAGGAGAUGUUUGACUCUGAGAAAAAUUUAAUUCGUUUGGAUAUGGUGGAGUACCAAGAGGCCCACAGUAUAUCUCGGCUUAUAGGGCCCCCACCAGGCUACAUGGGCAACGAUGAGGGGGGCCAGCUCACCGAGGCCGUCAGGCAAAAACCUCACAGCGUUGUGCUUUUUGAUGAAGUCGAAAACGCACAUAAAAAUCUAUGGUCGCUGCUGCUGCCGAUGUUAGAUGAGGGUCAUUUAUCGGAUUCAAAGGGAAACCGCGUAGAUUUUACGAAUUGUUUAAUAAUAUUAACAUCAAAUAUUGGGCAGCAGUUUAUAUUGGAGGGUUAUAAAGAGGCUCGUGCUCUGCAAGGCGCAGAAAAAGGAGGAUCAGGUGACCCAGCAACAGCCACAAGCGGAAACUCAGCAACAGGUGGAGGAUCUGCAGCAACAGGAGAAGAUAAUAACAGCAACAAAACUGGAAAUACAAAUACAAAUACAGGGGGAUUCAAAGGAACAGGCAAAUCACCAAAAGAUGUACUCAGAAGGAUGAGACAGAAAGUGCUGAAGGAGAUAUUUGAGCCUCUGAAUGAAGAAGCUCUGAAGGGUGUACUGGGACUGAAACUUUCUUCUUUGACGAAAAGUUUAGCGGCUCGUGGCGUUGAUUUCAAAGUUGCAGAUUCAGCGAUGACAUAUAUCCUCGAGCGAGCAUCUUCAUAUAAAUACGGAGGAAGAAGGAUGGGAAAAUACCUGGAGAAGUACAUAAAGCCGCGCGUUGCUCCUCUCCUCAUUUCAGGAAAGCUCAAAUCUGGCGAUCGCGCAGUGCUGGCUCGAUCCAACACAAACCCCAACCAACUCAACCUUAUCGUCAGUCCUACUAAACAGCAACAGCAGCAGCAGUUGCUGCUGUUGCUGCAACAGCAACAGCAGCAGCAGUUGCUGUUGCUGCUGCAACAGCAGCAGCAGCAGCAGUAG
Molecule: messenger RNA, 1491 nt
Organism: Eimeria mitis
Lineage: Eukaryota; Apicomplexa; Conoidasida; Eucoccidiorida; Eimeriidae
Product: heat shock protein, putative
Exons: 9
Coding region: 1-1491 (496 amino acids)
Biological process (GO): cellular response to heat
Cellular component (GO): cytoplasm
Molecular function (GO): ATP binding; ATP hydrolysis activity
Source: RefSeq, a predicted model, not a curated record